This is a messenger RNA of Salvia hispanica, 2110 nucleotides long. Lineage: Eukaryota; Viridiplantae; Streptophyta; Magnoliopsida; Lamiales; Lamiaceae. The record is from RefSeq and is a predicted model, not a curated record.
AUGAUCGAUGGUAAUCCAGCUGAUGAUGCUCCCCUUUCCCCCGAAACAAUGUAUAUUUUAAAUAGUGUUCCUGAUAGUGCAGUCCUUAAAACAAGGAGACCUGAGAAUAGUCAGAAAGUGUCGUUCAAUGGGGUUUUAGACAACUUACCUGAUAUUGAUUAUGAUACCACGAAGGACCCAUUGAAUAUAUUGAUCCAAGAACUCCAUGUGAAAUAUGACAAUGCCAUCAAGCUCUCGACGGCGAAUUCUAUGUGGUCCUGGUGUGACAAGCCAAAAAACAUCGAUCAUUAUCUUAUCACAGCCCUUAUUGAACGAUGGAGGCCCGAGACACAUACGUUUCACUUCCCCGUUGGUGAGGCCACUGUCACUUUGGAAGACGUGGAGGUGUUAUGGGGACUAAAAGUGGAUGGCAAUCCGGUUACGGGUCACAUCCCCACCAAGAGUCCGGAAUAUUGGAAGGAGCAUUCCUUGAAUUAUCUUGGAAUUUGUCCUUCUAAUAAUGAGAUAAAGGAAAAGGUUUGGAAGUCGACGACCUUAUCAAAGCAAUUACGAAUAGAGCUAGGCGAUGAAGAAGAAGAUUAUAUAUAUGUCAAACGAGCUCGUGUAUACUGCUUGCUUCUACUUGGUGGUUUGAUGAUCCCAAACGCUACAGGCAACAAAAUUUCUUUUUUCUAUUUGCAAUUCCUUGUAGAUCCAGAACGGUGUGCUCAAUAUAGUAUGGGGGGUGCGACGCUUGCCGCAUUGUAUCACAACUUAUGUGAAGCUGCAUGUGGGAGGAGGACGGAAGUCGGUGGAGCUUGUACGUUACUACAAGUGUGGGCAUGGGAAAGAAUCUCAAGUAUUCGACCAACGUUGACAAGUCCUCCCGACCAUGCAGACUACAAGCCAUUAGCAAGCGUAUGGACUGGUCCUUCUUCAUAUACAAAGGCACCUCAACAUUGUGUUGAGCUUUACAGAGAUCAAUUCUCUAGGAUGCAUGCCAAUCAGUUCAUUUGGAGACCUUAUGUUAUGCGAGACUUGUCGGCUGUUUGUGUUGAGGGCCGGCCUAUUUGGGCGUCUAUGACAUGCCUCAUUUGUUGGAAUAUGGUGGAGCCACACAUGCCACAUCGAGUCUUGCGACAGUUGGAUCCCCACAACCCAUCAUCGAGCUUGAAAAUAGGUUCCACAUGACAUAUUUCAUGAAACAAGAUCGUCGUGGUAAAUCUCAAUGGAAUUGGGAAUCUCACCACCAUGAGCAGAUUCAACAAUGGGACAAUCGACACAACUUGGUGUGGACAGAUUGGGAUUUCACGAAUGACCCAAAUGAGAGCGAACCAUAUAUGAAUUGGUUUCGCAACAUAACGGUGGUGUACUUAAUGAAACCUGGCAUCCACCACGACGAGGGAAUCCAUGAAGGGGCAUCUUCUCACCACUUUGCUGUUGAAACUCUUCACCAGUUACAUCACUUCAUAAGGGGUCGAGAUAUGACAAACCAGUCGGAUUUGGCUACAGUCAUGAAGAUGAUUGAAAACUCUCUCCAAAUAUGUGGAGAGAGUGAGUUGAUGGACAUCCGUCCUUCCCAACGGUCAGAACUGUACAUUGACAUGCCUGUGACCAAAAAAAUCACGGCAUCAUGCUAAAAAGUCUAGCCAGGGAGCAUCCUCAUCUUCAAGGAGGGAUGUUUGGUUGGGGGAUGAUUCAGAUGACGACUUUGUCGAUCCACCUCCACCCACAUCUUUGGGUCGAGGUCGUCAUUCCGGUGGUACAAGUGAUGAUAUCCGCCCCGAUGGUGACUUCCGGACUCCACCUCGAAGUUCAGUGCGCGAUACUUUCUUUGAUGUGGACUUAGAGACGGCCGUUGUACCAGAUACACCGAACACUACAUCAAAAUACAGUAGGGGGUUACGGGAUUUGUUUAUGCGGAGGUCUCGACGAGAGUGAUGUAUCAAUCUUUUUAUUUAGUCGAAUCGUGGAUAUUUUGUAAUUUAUAUAUGGUGGUGGUGCUUAUUGUCAAAAGCGAACCCUCCAUCAAAAGACGCCAAUCAUAUUGGCGUGUUUUAGAUAAAUACUGUUUUAAAUUUAAUUCAAUAAGAAAUUGUAAUACGCCGAUCAUGCUGGCGUUUUUUCUUAA